Messenger RNA from Onthophagus taurus, 1200 nucleotides. NCBI's taxonomy places the organism in Eukaryota, Metazoa, Arthropoda, Insecta, Coleoptera, Scarabaeidae. The record is from RefSeq and is a predicted model, not a curated record.
AUGAUUUUAGAAUGGGAUCGGUUAAAAUUAAGAAAUUCUUUGUAUCUAAACAUAAUUCUUUUGAAAUUGGGCGGAUGUUGGUGGCCUGAAACUGAAAAUCGAACAACCCAAAAGCUCUACACUUGUUAUUCUGUUUUAUUUUUGCUGAGUACGCUCGUUUUGUAUUCGAUUUCAGAGAUUAUUUACAUUUUUCACGUCUUGGAUGAUCUAGAAGAACUUACGAGUUGUCUCUUUUUAUUUUUUACUCACGCAGUACAAAUGAUAAAAAUUCGCGUGUUUCUUAUACAACAAAAGGAUAUUAAAAAAUUUCUAAACGAAAUGGACGACGAACUUUUCAUGCCUCGAUACCACGAGCAACAAGAAUUAAUGAAAACUUCCAUUAAGAGAUACAAGAUUGUUUAUGCAAUUUUUCAAUUUACCGGGAUUGCGACGUGUGUGUUAUGGGCAGUUUUGCCAUUUUUGGAACGAAAACAAGGCGAAAAUAUUUCUUUACCUCUUCGGGGGUGGUAUCCUUUCGACGUAGAUCGUUACCCGACGCUUCAAAUAAUCCUGUGUUUUCAAAUUAUCUUAGUUACUAUUUCUGCGAUACUAAACAUUAACAUCGAUGCGACGGUUGCGAGUUUUAUGAGAUUUUUUUGCAACCAAUUCGAUUUAUUAAACGACUCAUUAGAACAUAUUAAAAGGCGAUGCGAAAACGAUAACGACCACGAUAAAAAUCUUCAAACCAAAAUGGAUCUUGAAUUAGAAAGGAUCGUUCGACAUCAUUUAUUGAUUUUAAGCAUGAUUCAAAAAUUCUUUAAUCUGUUCAGCGUAGUCGUCUUUGUUCAAGUUGGUAUUACUGUUUUAACUAUGUGUAUGUCAAUGUUUAAAUCAACGAGCGUUCAAAUUGGGGGAAUUCAAUUUAUGUCAAUGAUUAUGUACCAACUUUGUAUUUUAAUACAAGCUUUUCUUUAUUGUUGGUACGGAAAUGAAAUUAUGUUGAAGAGUGGGUUGAUACCGUUAUCGGCUUUUAAAAGCGAUUGGACGGAUUGCUCGCAACAAUUUAAAAAAAACCUUUUAUUUGUAAUGAUGAGAACUAGAGUUCCAGUUAAAUUAUACGCAGCUGGAUUGGUGACCUUAUCAGUUGAAAAUUUUACUUCGAUUCUUAGGACAUCGUAUUCUUGUUUUGCCGUGCUUCAUAGAGUACAAGAAAAUAAUUAA